This is a messenger RNA of Parastagonospora nodorum SN15, 1290 nucleotides long. RefSeq lists its product as hypothetical. NCBI's taxonomy places the organism in Eukaryota, Fungi, Ascomycota, Dothideomycetes, Pleosporales, Phaeosphaeriaceae. The transcript has 2 exons. Gene Ontology annotation, molecular function: hydrolase activity, acting on acid anhydrides, in phosphorus-containing anhydrides. Bases 1 to 1248 code for a protein of 415 amino acids. The record is from RefSeq and is a predicted model, not a curated record. Gene Ontology annotation, cellular component: mitochondrion.
AUGUCAACACCGGCGGAUCACAAGCCAGCGAAGCAAGCGCCAAAGGUUCCAUCUGUACCACGACCCAGCGCGAGUGUUCUCGUAAUUUCUCCAACGAACCAAAUCUUGCUCCUCCAUCGCGUCAAACAAGCCUCGAGCUUCGCAGCUGCACACGUCUUUCCAGGAGGCGCGCUCAGUAAAACGCAUGACGGCAAGAUACCAGACGUGAACGACCCGGGCCGACAUCAAGAUGGCCCAGCGUACCGCAUUGCAGCUAUUCGCGAGACCUUUGAAGAGAGCGGCAUACUCUUAGCCAAAAGCAAGAAAACAGGCAAACUCUUCACCGAUAUCAGCGACGGAGAACGUGAAGAAGGGCGCAGAGCCAUACAUGCAGGGAAGACCAAGUUUGCCAACCUCCUCGAGAACUGGGGCGCAACACCAGACACCGAGUCCCUUAUCCCCUUCACGCGCUGGAUCACCCCUCCCAACGUGCCCAAGCGCUUCUCCACACAAAUGUACAUCUACUUCCUCCCCCUCGGCUCUACAUCGCCGACCAAGAAAGCCGCACCAACAGGUACGCCGCCUGGCUCUGGCCUCGAGGAAGAAGACGAAAUCGUGAUUCCCAACCCUACCCACGACGGUGGCAUAGAACAUACCGCCGCGCGUUUCCUCCCACCCAAUAAAUGGAUCGAUCUGGCGAGACAGAACCGGAUUAUUUUGUUCCCACCUCAGUUCUUCUUGACGUUGAUGCUCGCGCCAUACCUCUCGUCCACGGUGACUAGUCCGUCCUCGCCCAUCCCCUCACCGCAGCAACUCCAACAGGAGCGCGAGAAGUUGCUGGACUUCCUCGCUAAACCGCGUAUGUAUGACGGCCAGCCGGAAGUUUCAUUCGCGGAGGCGUGCAUUUCGCCGAUUGUGCUGGGCAAAGGCGAGUAUGGCGAGAAGAGCCAGGAUGGUGUGGGUGGCGUGGACAAGUACACUGCUGUCCUGGUACUGGAUAGGCCGGGGAAGGAGGUGGAUGCGCAGGGGCAGGGGAGGAGGGGGAUUAGAGAGUGGGUUGUUACGACGAAGUUCAAGGGCGAGGGGCCGCGGGAUGUGGAUGUUAGGAGACGGGAGGAGGUUUUGGGAGAGGGGGGAGGGGAAGUUGUAAGGGAUUGUGAAGGCUUGAUUGCGAUGGUGUGGCCUGUUGGUUUGAUGCGACAGCGCUGUCUUGCAAGAUUUGGAAUAUCGUCGACCGUCCAGCGAUACAUGUUGGAAAUGUCACGCUAGCUUUCUAAGCAACGACGUAGAAUGUCUCAACAUUACUUGCUA